AUGGUUCAGGUAGUUGUAAGAAUCAAGCCAGAACCACCUUCAGAAGAAAUAGCAUUUUCUCAAUAUUCGAUAAGGGAUAAAACAAGAGAUAAUGAUGGUGCUACUGGUACAAGAAUUAUAUUCACUUCAGAAACAACAGGAAAUACAGAAUUCCAAGUAGACAAGGUUUUUGAUAGAUUCACAAAACAAUCAGAUCUUUUGAGUUCUGAUAUUGUCAAAAAUAAAAUAUCUGAAUUAUUUGAUGGGUUUAAUUCUUCCAUUAUCGCCUUUGGCCAAUCAGGUACUGGCAAAUCAUUUACUAUGUUUGGUAAUAAUUCUUUAACUUCUACAAAUACUAGUCCUAUUAAACAUAAAAAUAGUCAUAAUAACAAGAAAGCAGAUGCUAAUGAUGAAUAUGUUAGUGAUAUUGAUAGUAUAGAGGGGCUGGACUCCGAUUUGGAUAGUAAUCAAGAUAAUUUGAGUAGCGAUAUGCUACUUGCUCAAUCAGGGCUUGUAUUAUCCCCGAAUGAUGGGAUAUUACAAAGGUCUGUGAAAGAUAUUUUUUCAAGGAUAAAUGAGGUCAAACGAUUGAAAGAAAAAUCUCAAUUCUCAGUAUCUUUCUCAUUUUAUGAAGUCUAUGAAGAUAAAGUAUUUGACUUAUUAUCUCCAACAAAGGAUAAAACUCCUUUGAAAUUAAUUAGACCUAAUUUUAAAAAAAAUAAUUCUUCUUUAGAAAUUGAAAAUUUAAGACAGGUUUAUGUAGAAUCUUUUGAAGAAUUAAAUUCUUAUUUGAUCGAGGGUCGAUCAAAUAGAAAUAUGAAGCAUUUAACUUCAAGAUCAAAUAUUGUGAUAAAGAUUAAUUUGGAGCAAGUAUUUUUAGAGGAUCAGCUGAUGAAAUGUAGUUCAUUAAUUCUAUUGGAUAUGGCUGCAUCAGAUUAUAUCGAUAAAAAUGAUUCAUUAGGUAUAAGCGCUAAAGAAGCCAAAAAGCUUAAUUAUCCAAUGGAAAGUUUUACAAGUUAUAUUAAUUUAUUAGCUGAAACCGGUACUUCACCUUAUGAUCAACAAAUAAACGGUAAAAAAUCGAAUGAUUAUAAUUCAAAUUUAGUAGAUAUAAUGAGUAUACCAAUUGGAGGAAAUUGUAAAACCCUAUUUAUAUCAACCAUAUCGCCAUUACUAGCUAAUCAAAAUGAAACUUUUAUUACCUUAAGAAUUUCAGAACAAAUUAAAUCAAUUAUUUCAUCUUCAAAUAAUAUAAACAAAAAUAUUAAAGGCUUAAAUUCUAAAAAAGAACUGGAAUUGAUAAGAAUGGAUAUCAAUCUAAAAGAAGAAUAUUAUAAAUGUCAAAUCCGUAUACUCGAAGAGCAAUUAAAAUUAAUGAAAAGUCAUAGUAAUAUUAUAACAGAAACAAAUACAACAAGAAAUUCUGGAUUACAAGAAGAAAUUAAAUAUCAGGAAAAGGAAAAUAGAAAAUUGAAAAAACAAGUAAAAACUUUAGCAUAUAUUUUAACUAAGACGAAUAGAAAUAAUAAAUCAGCCACUAAUACAAUUUCAAAUGAUGAUAUGAAUCAAGGUGAUGAAAUAGAUGGAAAUAAUAUAAAUGAUGAUGAUAAUGAACUUAAUAAGCAAGAUACCAACUUGGCUGAUGAAGAUGAUGAUGAUGAUGGUGAUGGAAAUUCAUUAGAAACAGAAGAUAAUUCAGAACAUUUAUUAAAUACACUAUUAGAAAAAUGUGAGCAAGUAGUCGAACUUCAAUUAUCCUUGGAUGAAGAGAUUAAUAAAGGCUUAAUUUUACAAAAGCAAACUGAAUUUUCCAAAUUUAAAGGUCAAACUUUAGAGACGAUGAAUUUGAAAUUAUUAGAUCAAAUUAAUCUAUUAGAAGCAGAUUUACAAAUGACAUUAGCUGAAAAUGUAAGUAAACGUAAAGAAAUAGAACAUUUAAAACAAAUUGCAAAUUCACGUAAAUCCCGAAUUCAAUAUUUAGAGAACGAUAUUAAAGAAAAGGAUAUAAGCAUUAAAUCAAUAGCAACAAAUAAUAGUUUGAGUGUCAAUCAAACUAACAGUAAUAAUAAUUUGAAAUUACAAGAAGAAGCAUCAAAUUCAAGAAAAUAUUCAACCACUUCAUCAUCAGGGAAUACUUUAGUGCAUGAAGAAAGUAAUGAGCCAUGUUCACCAAAAAGUACCUCAUACCAUUGGCCAUCCAACUAUAUUUCUAGUCCUUCGCAUUGGGGUGUUACAAGAAAGGCAUCUUCAAGCAUAGAUAGUCCAUUUAAUACUACUCCUCAUAACCCUGUUGCAACUGCUAAACCAAUGAAGAGAGGGUUGGAUUUAAGAUUGAUGCAACAUAUAAGUGCACCAAGGGAUUCUGAAUCUACUGCAAGUACCGAUUCUCCUAGUAAUGUUUCUCCCAUUAAAAAUACCAAUUCAGUAAAUUAA
Henningerozyma blattae CBS 6284 is the source of this 2412-nucleotide messenger RNA. RefSeq lists its product as uncharacterized. The transcript has a single exon. The coding region runs from base 1 to 2412 and encodes 803 amino acids. Gene Ontology annotation, cellular component: microtubule; kinesin complex. Gene Ontology annotation, biological process: microtubule-based movement. The record is from RefSeq and is a predicted model, not a curated record. Gene Ontology annotation, molecular function: microtubule motor activity; ATP binding; ATP hydrolysis activity. NCBI's taxonomy places the organism in Eukaryota, Fungi, Ascomycota, Saccharomycetes, Saccharomycetales, Saccharomycetaceae.